Messenger RNA from Symbiodinium natans, 705 nucleotides. The record is from the annotation of a GenBank genome assembly. NCBI's taxonomy places the organism in Eukaryota, Dinophyceae, Suessiales, Symbiodiniaceae.
AUGGCGGGCGUGAUAGUCUUGCUGGCGGUCGCGGAUCCGGACAUCCUACGGCUGAAGGUCAAUGUGGAGGACUUGCUGAACCGCGAGCAGAGGGUGUUGGCACACCUGAAAGUCUUGCCGAAGAUCAAGUACGUCAACACGAUUAUGCCUCGGGUCAUCGCCUACCACAAGCGCGUCAUGGAAUCCCCCGCCUACCGCGACUACGUGACCCCUGCUCAUCGAAUUGCCAUCAGCUGUGCUCGCUUCUUCCAGGAUCCACUGGCAGAGGCUUGCCAGCUGUGGCAUGAGCUCCCGGAUGAAAAUGGCCUCUUGAAGGUCGACUUGCACCACCUUCAGCACGACGUGCCGCGGGAGCAGCUGGGCCGCGUCAUCACGCAGACAUUGCAAGAGGUCUUCGCCAAGUGCGGCCUUUACGUCAACAAGGUGCGCCGGUCACCUCACAUGGAGGGCUUGAUCCAGUUCGUCCCGGGGUUGGGUCCACGCAAGGCAAGGCUCUUCAUGAAAGCGCUGACCGACUCAGUAAAGUCCCGUGCAGCGGUUGCAGACAUCAUCGCCAAGCAGUUGGGCUUGGAGGAUCCCGCGGACAACCCGGUCAUCAAGAAUAUGUACCCUUUCAUUAAGAUACAGCCAGACUUUCGCGAUGGCUGGUUCGAAAGUGAGAAAGAAGUGUGCUCGGGUAGCGGCCCCAGCUUGCAGCGCCAGUGA